AGGGUCUAAGCAGAAUGAAGGUGUAGUUGCUGCGGCAACUGUUACAGAGUCAAAGCCAAAGAAGAAAAUCUGCUGUGCAUGCCCAGACGCUAAAAAGCUGCGAGAUGAAUGCAUAGUUGAGCAUGGUGAAGCUUCUUGUGCGAAAUGGAUUGAGGCUCAUAAACAGUGCCUUCGUUCUGAGGGAUUCAAUGUCUGAGACUGGUGAAAAAGAAAAAAGGUCACUCUACUAUAAUAACUGAGUUGAUUUUCUGUGGUCGAUGAAGAUUUUGGAUCAGUUUAUUUUUUAAGCAAACUACAUCAGGAUGAUAGUUGUAACUAAAAAAAAAAGACUUAGGGAAAUUGAUUGCUACAUGCACUUCAUAAUUGAUCAACUAAACUUAAAACCUUUCUAUGGAGAUCCUCGUUUUCAUUAUAUCUGGUAUUAUUACUCCUAUAUCACUUGCUGAGAUUAUAGAAUGAGUAGUUAGUGAUUUUGUAAUUUGUACACAAAUCCAUUUGUUGUCUAAUAAAUGUGGUUAAUCAACAAAUCUUCCUUCC
Messenger RNA from Arachis ipaensis, 537 nucleotides. Its product is annotated as cytochrome c oxidase copper chaperone 2. The record is from RefSeq and is a predicted model, not a curated record. NCBI's taxonomy places the organism in Eukaryota, Viridiplantae, Streptophyta, Magnoliopsida, Fabales, Fabaceae. Gene Ontology annotation, molecular function: copper chaperone activity; copper ion binding. Gene Ontology annotation, cellular component: mitochondrial intermembrane space.